Messenger RNA from Thecamonas trahens ATCC 50062, 1957 nucleotides. RefSeq lists its product as uncharacterized. The transcript has a single exon. Gene Ontology annotation, molecular function: calcium ion binding. The record is from RefSeq and is a predicted model, not a curated record. Lineage: Eukaryota; Apusomonadida; Apusomonadidae. The coding region runs from base 23 to 1888 and encodes 621 amino acids.
ACCAUAGAAGCGUGGGAACACCAUGUUUCAAUCGUCUUCAGGGACGAGCUCUGGCUCGUCGAGCUACAUGAGUCAGUCGUACACUGAGCCCGAGGCCGCUUUGGCCAACAACCCCCAGCCGGACGGUCUUGUUAUCGACCGCAAGACGCUUACCCCCGAGUUGCGUGAGAUCCUCGACCAGGUCGAUCGCGAUGGUGACGGUGACGUUGACGUGAACGAGCUGCUCAUGGCCUUUCAGGAGCUGCACCACACCAAGAAGUCGAACAAGCGGCUUGUGAAGAUCCUCAUUGUCGGCGCUGUGCUGUUCACCCUCACGCUCGGCGUCAUUUUUGCGCUCUCGGUGGCUGCCGCCGAGCUGGCCAAGGACACCAACAUCCAGUCGACGUCGAACUCGCCGGCGGUGAUGCGGACCAAGUCUGGCGGUGACGAGUACUCGUCGACGGUGCGGACGGCGACGGUGACGCCUGGCGUCAGCGUGGGUGCGACCUCGACUCCGGACUCCUCGGCUUCCGCCCGUGCGAUGCGCGCACGGAUGCGGGCUGCCCAGGGCCGUGCCAACGAGGUCGACCCGACCAACCUCAACGACAUUUGCGUUGCUUACGAGUCGAGCACUUCCGACUCGAUCAACUUUGAUGACGGCGUGGUCUUCAAGCACUCUGCUGCCAUCGAUGCCAUUCAGGCCAACCCGACGUCGUCGUUCGCGCUCUCGCUGCCUGUCGGCAAGGAGACAGUCGUCAUGCGGUUCAACCCCAUUGGGAUCAAGAAGCUCACCACCGACGAGGUUGAGGAGAUCCCAGACGGCACUGUCAUCUCGGCCAUCGAGAUGAGCCUGGUGGCGGACAAGGAUGCUGUUGCUCGCGUCUGCUGUGACCACGCCAACUGCGCCUACGUUGUCGGCCAGCCCAAGACUCCACUUGUUGUCGAGCCUGAGGCUGUCAACGGGACCGAGCUGGACGCGCCGAGCGACGAGGACCUCGAGGAGACCGCCGCGCGCGGCUGGGUGUCGGAGCGUGGCAUUUACCACUUCCACGACACGCAGAUCCACGAGGAAUCCGGUCUUGCCACCGACGCUGACUAUCAGACCCGCGCCACUGUGUCGAGCCGCGUGCGUACGCUCAUGCAGCGCUACCGCUGUGGCCGCUACCCGUGCUUCACGCGCGACCUCAUGAUCGAGAACCGUGUUGUCAACAGUAUCUCUAGGACCAGGCGGCGUGAUUGGGGCCGUGCCUUUGUCGGCAACUACCGCCAUCCGUCGCACCACUGGGACCGUUUCAACGUUAUUUGCCCUUACCAGGGGGCGACCGACAUCUUUGGCCGCUCUGUCGGCAAGGUCAACGAAGGUCUGCACGACGUCAUCGUCAACCGGAUUGUGGCUGUUCGCAUUGCUCCCCUUGUGCGCCGGUAUGGUGCGAGCAACUCCCGGACCAUCCGGUAUCGCUCUUACCUUGUCCGUUACUUCUCGCGUCUGCGCUCGCUCAUCCAGCGUGCCCUGAGCCGUCCGACCACCACCUGCUACCGCCGCGGCUUCAAGCCGGUUCCCGCCUUCUCCGUCACUACCAUGCCGCUCGCUUUCUAUCCGGGUAGCAGCAACCGCCGCUGGGUGGCUUACAACCCAGUCAUCUACAAUGAUGACACGCUCGUCACCAUGUGCCGCUGCCAGUUCAUCCGUCCGGCCCCGCCUCCGCCGCCACCGCCGCCGUCGCCGAUCUCACCGCCGCCGCCGUCGCCGAUCUCGCCGCCGCCGCCGCCGCCGCCGACUACUCCCCCGCCGCCGCCGGUUGCCCAGGCCGCAAAGGACAAGCUCAUUCCCACGUCGAAGGAUAAGGCCAAGGCGAACGAGAAGAAGAUCCGCGAUAGCGAUUGCUGCUGCAACAAGAAUGAGGACUAGCGAGCGCACGCUGAUUACCUACUGUACAUAGAUAGACACUUCCACAUCAAACGCCUUUCAUUUUCCCAA